AUGGUGCAGCUGUUGUCUGGUAGCCACAACGAAGUCAUUUCAGGUAUCUUCACGCCCACACAGGCGAGCAAGCGCAGCAGCCGCGGCAAGAACGGAAAAGAAGGCCGCCAAAAGGGCUUUCUAGUGGGUAACACUAUCGCUGGUGCGUUCCGUAAGCAACUGUCAGAACUGAUGCUGACCAUUAACAAGACCUCAUCGCGGUAUGUGCGCUGCAUCAAGCCGAACGCGAACAAGAGUGCAGCUGAGUUUGAUCGCCUCAUGAUUGUGGAGCAACUGCGCUGCGCUGGCGUGAUCGCUGCCAUUCGCAUCAGUCGUGCUGCCUUUCCGAAUCGUUUGCCACUUGUCGAGUUCCAGCAGCGUUUCCAGAUCAUUUGCCCAUCAGCACUGCGUGACGCGGAACCUUUGGAAAUGGUAGCUGGUCUGCUGAAGGAAUUGGUGCCCGACAUUGCUACUAGCAUGCAAAACACCAAAUUUGCUGUUGGCUCGACGAAGGUCUACUUUAGCUCGGGUCUGUUGCAGCGAUUAGAGGACCGCCGUGACGUGAUCCUGAAAGACCAUGCGAUCCUCGUUCAGAAAGUAUUGCAUGGCUACGUGUAUCGCAAGCGCUUCUUGCGUCAGUGUAAUGCUGCAGUUGAGAUCCAGUCCAGGACGCGCGGUAGCUUCCAGGCGAGACGUUACCGUACUCUGCGCACUGGAAUGAUUAAGCUGCAGUCUCUCGAGCGUGGCCGCAAGCAGCGUUACCUGUUCGGAUUGCUCCUCAAUCGUGUUCGAAAGGAGCGCGAGCUUGAUCGGGAACGUCUUCGCAAUAUCGCUCUGCAAGAGGUGGCGGAGCGCAUUCUCCAGAAGGAGAUCGAAGAGCGCAUAUCUUAG
This is a messenger RNA of Peronospora matthiolae, 870 nucleotides long. Lineage: Eukaryota; Oomycota; Peronosporomycetes; Peronosporales; Peronosporaceae. The record is from the annotation of a GenBank genome assembly.